Molecule: messenger RNA, 3732 nt
Organism: Musca domestica (house fly)
Lineage: Eukaryota; Metazoa; Arthropoda; Insecta; Diptera; Muscidae
Product: solute carrier family 12 member 8
Exons: 7
Coding region: 373-2550 (725 amino acids)
Biological process (GO): cell volume homeostasis; chloride ion homeostasis; potassium ion import across plasma membrane
Cellular component (GO): membrane
Molecular function (GO): potassium:chloride symporter activity
Source: RefSeq, a predicted model, not a curated record
GACAGAUAUCAUACAUGAACAGAGUUAUUGCAGCCAAAAAAUAAAGUUUUUUAUUUUAUUAAACAAAUAAACGAAUAAAAAAUAACAACACUCAGCUGCAGUGCAAGCUACGGAAGUUUAUUAACCAAACAAUAACAAUUUACAUCAAAUAAAAACUUCAAUAUGCAUUAGAAAGAGCAUUCGAAAAAAAAAUUGGAGCAACACGACACACCAACAACAAUAACAUAAGAGACGUGGAUGGGAGAAGACGAAAGUGAAGAAAUAUCAAGUUAAUCAUUUGAUUUUGGUUUUUUGGAUAAGGUGUCAUAAUUCGAAGUGAAAACAACGACAAAAGACAACAGAAAACAAUAACAACGACAGCAGUAAAGGGAGAUGAGUAAUAACUCCGCAAGCAAUGGUAAUCGUCGAUCCCAACAAGUGGAUUGGAAUCGUUUCGGCUUAAGUCCGGACGAUGAUGGUGAAGUGGUGGUGGCCAAUUUUCGGCAAAGGGCUGCCAAUACGGGAGGCUUUGUGGAUCUGGGCAAUGAACACACAUAUGCUUCGGGUGGCCAUCAGGCCUCUGGGGCCAAUGAGAUAUUCGCCCAGGUGCAGGGAGACAAACCAUGGUGGCGUUCCAAUUUCUUUAUAUCUCAACCGGUUUUAUUUGGUACCUGGGAUGGUGUGUUCACCUCAUGCCUGAUCAAUGUCUUUGGUGUUAUUGUUUUCCUGCGUUCCGGUUGGAUUGUGGCCCAGGCAGGCAUACUCAAUGCCCUGUUGAUCAUAUUUUGUACCGUGGUGAUUGCCUUGGUAUCGGUACUCUCCGCAGUGGGUAUUUGUGAAAGAUGUCGUGUGGAAAGUGGUGGUGUAUAUUUCCUUAUAGCCCAUACGUUGGGGUCACGUUUUGGUGGCUCUUUGGGUUUACUCUAUUGUUUUGGUCAGGCUGUGGGUUGUGCCCUCAAUGUCAUGGGUUUUGGUGAAUCCAUGGCCGGCUUGGUGGGCCUAGAAGGUAACAAAUGGGCCAUACGUGGCUUUGCGGCGGCUGCUGUUAUACUCUUGGGUUGCAUUAAUGUGGCCGGUGUAAAAUGGGUCAUCAAAUUACAGUUUAUUCUGCUGAUGAUCCUGCUGAUAUCGGCUCUGGACUUUAUGGUGGGCAGUUUCAUUGGCGAAGAUCCACAAAACGGCUUUGAUGGCUGGGUUAGCAGUAAUUUUGUGGAAAAUCUUUGGCCGAAAUAUGAGGACGGCUAUUCGUGGUUUAGAGUGUUUGGUGUAUUCUUUCCCACAGUUACGGGUGUGUUGUCGGGCAUCAAUAUGAGUGGUGAUUUGAGGGCACCCUCAACCGAUAUACCCAAUGGUACACUGGCGGCCUUUGGAACUUCGACUUUCCUCUACACCGUCUUCAUUUUAUUCCUUGGGGCCACAUGCCAAAGAGCCACUCUGCUGACAGAUUUCAUGAUAUCUGUAAAAGUUUCAGCCGUUCAAUUUCUUUUAUUGGCCGGUAUUUAUGUAUCCAGUAUGUCAUCGUGUUUGGGUGCCAUGUAUGGUACACCACGAGUCCUGCAAUCCAUUGCCAAGGAAAGCGUUAUCCCCGGCAUUGAUAUUUUGGCAAAGGGGCGUGGCCCCAACAAAGUCCCCCUCUAUGCCAUGGCAGUGGUGGCCGUGGUCACGGUGACAUUUAUUAUUGUGGGUGACAUCAAUUUCUUGGCUCCCAUUGUGACAAUGCCAUUUUUGUUAACCUAUGCCUGCAUUGAUUACUCCUAUUUUGCUUUGGCCCAAACCUUUGAUAUACAAGAACAACGAGAAGAACGUUUUCGCAUACAGGCCUCAUCGCCGUCCUAUGAGACGAGACGUUAUGGUGCCACCCAGGAUGAUAAUGAUUUAGAUUUACUGUUUCCCGAUCGUGUACGCCACAAGAACUUACAAAGUCCACAAAAUUCACCUUUACAUGUGCCUUCAACAACGACGAAUAAUGGCGUAAAUGCUAGUAAUAGCUUAGAAUUGCAACAACAAAAUGGAAAUUUAAACAAUAGUGAGAUUGGGGCCUCAACAUCGGCGUCGACACCUGUUUUCCAAGAGGCUGUAAAUAGUACAAAUUCGGCUGAUGGUAAUCUGGAGGCGGUUACCACCCAGGAUAAUGAGGAUGAGGAGCCAAUUGCGCCCAUUAGACCACCCAUUCAUUCGAAAACCAAAAAUUGGUAUUCGGGUUAUUGUAAUCGUUGGGCUUCGUUGUUGGGAGCCUUCACCAAGUUAUUGGUAAUGUUGUUGGUUAAUUGGUAUUAUGCCUUGACCUGUUUCCUGGUGGUAUUUGUGGUUUGGUUUUAUGUGGGCACAGCCAAUCCGGCCGUAAAACCUGGCCUCACCGCCGAAUUCAAUUUCUUUGCCUGGCUGAAAAGUGUCAUAUUCAGAUGCUUUGGAAAACGAAUGCAUGAAUAUGAACAAAUUGUGGUUACACCCUCCUGCCCCGGUGUAGACCUAUCACCCACCCAAAUGAAUGAGGACAAUGAAGACUUUUCCCAAAGGCGAAGAUAUCAUCAAUCAUCUUUAAUAGAAGGCCACCUAGUUAAUGACAUAUAAAUAAAAAAGCUAAGUUUCCAGCCAUUUGUUACAGGACCAAAAUUUCUAUUCGCAGCGCCUCCACGGGAGGGAGAGAACAAUAAUUUAGCAAGAUGCCGCUAGUAUUAAAAUGGUUGAAAAAGCAAUAUUUAGAAAGAAAAAAAAGAAAAAUAUUUACAAACCGAAAACACGUAUUCGACACAAACACAAGCUCAAGAAGAAGUAUAAAAUUUUGAUAAAGACAAAAUGAGAAACCAGGAAAUUUUUACAAAACAAAACUCCAAAAUCCAGCCUCUAUAUAUACAUAUAUUUCCUAUGACCUUUAUAUUUAUAAAUAAUAAUAUUUAAUGGAAACCCCUCCCCACAAAGCUAUACCCAACACACACUCACUCACCCUUUAAUGGCAUUUACAAUUAAUUUAUAUCUAGGUAUUAAAUGUUUAGUUUUGGUUCCUUAAAACAAUUUUUAAAAAGUAAGCAGCCUUAAUUGUCAUGUUUGUGUUUGUUGUUCGAAAGUUGAAUUUUCCUGCCUUGUUUAUUCCUGUUGAUUUUUGUUUUGUAAGCAAUGUUGUGAUAACAUGAGAUAAUAACAAAUUACGAAGUUAAACAAACUAUGCUUUUAUACUCGUUACAAUUAUACGUUAUAGUGUUGUACGUAUAAAUUUGAAAAAAAAACAACAAACAAAACUCAAAUUAAAUCAAACACACACACACACAAAAAGGGAAAAUCAAAUGUUUUUUUUUUAUUUUCAUUUUAAAAUAAUUGUAUUUUAAUUUGUUAAGCUAGGUUUUUUUUUCGAAACAAAAACAAAAAUUCCAUUUAUCUACUUAAAAUUUAAAUAUUUGUGAAAUAUUUAAACAAAAUACUACAAAAUAAUAACAAUAACUAAUCGAUAAUAUUUAUAUAUGAAAAUAAAACCAGAAUUUAAUACAAUUUGUAAAAAAUGUAAUAUUGUAAAUCUCGGAAAAAAAUGACAUAACAAAACUCCCCCAUGAAAAAAGAAAAAAACAAUAAUAUUACAAUUUAUACAUAACAAUAUAUAUAUUAAUAACAAACAAAUGAAAAAAAAAGAAAAAACUAAUUCAUAUGUAUUGUGUAUAUUUAUAACAAUUUAUAUGUUUAAGUAAAAGAAAUAAAACAAAGAUAAAGCAUUUAAUGUACAAUAUAACAAUUAAGACACAAUUAUGCCUUAACAAAACUGAA